Molecule: messenger RNA, 4164 nt
Organism: Phascolarctos cinereus (koala)
Lineage: Eukaryota; Metazoa; Chordata; Mammalia; Diprotodontia; Phascolarctidae
Gene: GGA3
Product: golgi associated, gamma adaptin ear containing, ARF binding protein 3
Biological process (GO): Golgi to plasma membrane transport; intracellular protein transport; protein localization to cell surface
Cellular component (GO): trans-Golgi network
Molecular function (GO): phosphatidylinositol binding; ubiquitin binding; small GTPase binding
Source: RefSeq, a predicted model, not a curated record
CGUGAACGGUUUGGAGAAAGGUGAGACUACAGAGAGGAAGGAGAGACACUUGGGACGUUACUGCGACGGUCUAGACAAGAGGAGGACUGCAUGAGCACAUGUUGGGAGCACCCAGAAUCAAGACCUGCAGGCACCGAAAGACGCUUCUGCCAUCCCGCCCCCGCCCCCGCCAAGCUCAUCCCUUUUCCAGAUUUCGCAGUCGCAGGUUUCCCUGGCCCCGCCCAUCUUCCGAGGAAAGAGGGAAGCCACUUUUUGGCCCGACCCAACUCCCUGAAGGACGAGGUAACCACUAGGAACCCUGGCCCCGCCCAGCUCCCGGAAGGACGGGAGACCACUGGGAGCCAUGGCUCCGCCUAUCUUCGGAGGGGAGGGGGGGAACCAUUCCAGGCCCUGGCCCCGCCCAGCUCCCGGAGGGACUGGGGGGACCCCUCGGAGCCUUGGCCCCGCCGAGCUCCCGGAAGGACGCGGGACCACUCGGAACCAUGGCCCCGCCUAUCUUCGGAGGGGAGGGGGAACCACUCAGGGCCCUGGCCCCGCCCAGCUCCCGGAAGGGCGGGGGAUCCGAUCAGUCAGAUCCCGCGCUCUUCUCUUGUCCUUUCACCUCCCCUGUCCCUGCUGUUUUUCCGGUGACUCUCGCGAGUUUUGGGGCUCCCAGGCUGGGAGGCUGCAAUAUGGCGGAAGCCGAAGGGGAGAGCUUGGAGUCCUGGCUGAAUAAAGCCACCAAUCCUUCCAACCGCCAGGAGGACUGGGAGUAUAUCAUUGGCUUUUGUGAUCAGAUCAACAAGGAGCUUGAAGGGCCUCAGAUUGCUGUCCGGCUGCUGGCUCACAAAAUCCAGUCCCCUCAGGAAUGGGAGGCAGUCCAAGCCUUAACAGUGCUGGAAGCGUGUAUGAAGAACUGCGGGAGGAGGUUUCAUAAUGAAGUGGGGAAGUUCCGUUUUUUGAAUGAGUUAAUCAAAGUCGUCUCUCCCAAGUACUUAGGGGACAGGAUCUCAGAGAAGGUGAAAGCCAAAGUCAUUGAACUGCUGUACAGCUGGACAGUGGCCCUGCCAGAAGAGUCGAAAAUCAAGGAUGCUUACCAGAUGCUUAAGAGACAGGGGAUUGUGCAGUCUGACCCACUGAUUCCUAUGGACCGGACACUUAUCCCCUUCCCACCACCUCGUCCCAAGAAUCCUGUUUUUGAUGAUGAGGAGAAAUCCAAGCUCUUAGCCAAGCUGUUGAAAAGCAAAAAUCCAGAUGACCUCCAGGAGGCCAACAAGUUAAUCAAAUCCAUGGUGAAGGAGGAUGAAGCUAGGAUCCAGAAAGUGACAAAACGACUACAUACUUUAGAGGAAGUCAGCAACAAUGUAAAACUUCUUAAUGAGAUGCUGGUUCAUUAUAGUAAGGAGGAGUCAUCAGAGGCAGAUAAAGAACUCAUGAAGGAGUUGUAUGAUCAAUGUGAAACCAAGAGGAGAACAUUGUUUAAAUUGGCCAGUGAGACAGAAGACAAUGAUAGCAGCUUAGGAGACAUCCUGCAAGCCAGUGACAAUCUUUCACGGGUUAUCAACUCCUAUAAAAAAAUUAUUGAAGGACAGGUCAUUAAUGGUGAGGUGGCUUCCCUAGCCAUAUCUGCCCCGGAAGGAAGCAACCCCUCCAGUAAUGUCAACACUCUGAUUGAUCUUGCUGAAUUGGAUAUGUCUAGCAGCCCCCCCCUGGUGCCGGCCCCACAACCUGCCCCACCAUCCUCAGACAUCCCUAUCCUUCCACCCCCUCCACGAAGCUGCUCCUCUAGUCAGGCUGAAGCUUCCUCUACGGCCAGCGGUGUGACCAACUCUCUCUCCCUGUUGGAUGAAGAACUGUUAUGCUUAGGCCUCUCUGACCCGGCCCCUAAUGCUGCUCCAAAAGAGUCAACAGGGAACAGCCAGUGGCACCUGUAUCAGGGCAGCCCUUUCCUCCAGUCCUCUACACAGCCCUUGAACAGCUCCCCAGCCCCACUGCCUCCUCCCUUUACGGCUCCCGCUACCAAGGCCAGCGUCCCUGCCCCCAACACAGGCUCAUUCUUGUUCUCCAUGGGACUGGCCACGGCUACACCCCAAAAGGUGGGGCCACCAGCCCCUGGGUACCUCAGCUCAACUGUGGGUGAUAGUUCCCUGCACCAGUUGGAUGUUCUCAACCAGCUUCUGGAAGAGACCAAAGGGACAUCAGGCAUGGUGAAACCUGUCUCUUCUAGCUUUCUCCCUGGGGUCACCUCCUCGAUCAUCCCCAGCAAUGCUCCAGUGGGGCCACCUGGCUCCUUCCCUGCUGGGCCCGGUAGCCCUUUGUUCCAACCACUGCCAUUCCAGCAGGGAAGCCCCCUGAAGGGAAACGAACUCUCCCUGACCAAUGUCCAUGUUCCAUUGGAAUCUAUCAAACCAAGCAGUGCUCUUCCAGUGACAGCCUACGACAAAAAUGGCUUCCGCAUCCUCUUUCAUUUUGCCAAGGAGUGCCCACCUGGGCGGCCCGAUGUGCUGGUGGUCGUGGUGUCCAUGCUGAACACAGCUCCACUACCCGUCAAGAGCAUUGUGCUGCAAGCAGCAGUGCCCAAGUCCAUGAAGGUGAAGCUGCAGCCUCCCUCAGGGAUAGAACUAUCUCCAUUCAACCCUAUCCAGCCACCUGCAGCCAUAACCCAGGUUAUGUUGCUGGCCAACCCACUCAAGGAGAAGGUAAGGCUGCGUUACAAGCUGACCUUUGCCCUGGGGGAUCAGCUCAGCACAGAGGUGGGUGAAGUGGACCAGUUUCCCCCAGUGGAUCAGUGGGGAAACCUAUGACCUAUCAGGACAGCUGUGAUCUCUGCCAAGAGGACAAGGGAUGCUGCCAGCUACAUCAGAAAGGAAGAGGACCACAUACGCACCCCAGUGCAGUCCUGCUUUGUUUCUGUGGCCUGACAACGGGGCUUAUGGUUUUUCUUUGGAACAUGGAAACAUGGGCAGUGCUAAACUGGCCACACCUUCUUGGUCUUGAAGGGAACCCUCCCCCAUCCACACACUUUUUUCCCCCCUUCUGCUUGGACAAGGCCGAGCCAACUGUCAAGGUGGAUGGUUCCCUGUUCUCCUAAGCAAUAUCUAGCCUGGAUCAGUUUCUUCAUUACAGUAAUGAGGGGAAUUCUGCCUGUAGAAAGAUUUUCCCACAUCUCCUAUCCCUAAUUAACACCUGGUUUGUUAACCACCACCAAAGUACCCUUGGCACAGGGGGUAUUUGGGCCAAAAUCCCACAACCACUUCCUCUCAGUAUUAUAGGCUGAAAUCUGAUGGGAAAUGUAACAGGGGUGAUGAACUGUUCUUUCCUCAUAUAUUUCAGGUGUCUGCUGACUAUGUGCUACAAUUACAACAGAACUAACUAGAUAGAAUGUGGAAAGAUAAGGCAACCAGUGUUCCCCUAGUGCAGGGGGUAGGGGAACAUGUGCUAGUUCAAAGCUUGGGCCAGUGAACUCUGGUAUAGAAAUGAUACCUCUUCUCUCUGCUUAGUGCAGAAUAAAGAACUGCCUCCCUAUCCUGCCACUCAGGCUUUUGAAGAAUGCUUCUACACUUUGUAGCACACUUGGAUGUAUAGAAUUAGUAAUAACAAGCAAAUUGCACUAGAUUUUGUCCAUGUCCAAAACUACGAGUGGCUGUCUGGCCUCUCAUCCCUUUUUGGAAUAUCUGUUGGCACUAUCAGCAAGACAGUGGGUCUGGAGGAAGAAGCAGAUGAAAGGAGAGGUUCCUAAGAGCCAAGUUCACCUACCAGCCAACUGGCCCUUGCUGUAAGAACAGGGCUUUACAGCUACCUUUCUGCAAAGGUGGGAAGAAAGAGAACAGAUGGUACAUCUACCCCAAAGGGUAGCCAACUACAUCCCUUCUAUUCUUUCCCAGCCAUCAUUAAAGCUCAAUGUAGCUCCUAUAUGCCCAUUUAGAAGGCAGGUUUCUGUUCUUCAGAUAUGUAAGUGAAUCAAACUACAGCUAAGGAACCCAAGCUUUCCUGAUGGCUGUGGUGCCCUAGCCAGGAAAGAUAGUUUAACUGAGUGGCAAUGUAGAAGCUUCAGGCACUGAACCUAAUGAAUGUAUCUUGUUUGUAUGUUGAGGUUGCAGCUGAACUACAUACAUUGUCUCUAAAUGCACUGGUUUUGCUGCAUGUCAAAUAAACAUUUUCUGUAGGGUUUGACUCUACCUGGAA